GAAACAGAUGAUAAUGUUCCUAGAACCUCAAUGGUUGGUGACCUUCAAAAUUUGCAAAAUCUGUCAACAAAUCAGAAGCUUUCCACUGAUAUCUAUACCAACACCCAGCACAAGCAGAUCCAAGAUGCUGAUUCAGGAACUACACUGCACAACACCCACCAAGAUAAUGACGCAAUUGAAAGCUACAACCCAGAAGAAUAUGAGGCCGAAGAACCGUUCGGAGAAGAAUCGUUUGGAGAAGACGAGCUUCCUGCGACUGAAGAAUCGUACUACUCGGACGGUUGGAUCGACAACCUUCUGCAGAAUUACAAGCACAGAAGCACAAAACAUCCUGGAGAUGAAAUCCGGAACUUCUCCCACAAAAUCAUCCAGCCAGUAGAUGUGGGUAACGAUAUUGACUCCGACUUCUCCAAUUGGAGCUCCUCUGGCAACAGUGCAUCGAAGAAUAAUGACCUUCAGUCGCAGAAUUUGGUGUCAUUUACAGCUUUACGCAAUUCGCUGCAUCAAUCUCCACAACUUCCAAAGAAGUUGUCAAGAUCCUAUUUGAGGUCUUGAUUAUUCGCGAUUUUUUUUCGAAAGCCAACUGUUACAUAGAUACAAAUGUCUAACGGUUAUACAAACUUGUCGGGAACAGACCCAAACACGUCAUGGGACGACCAGGAUUUGAUUGAAACAGAUGAUCCCAUAACCUUGCCAACCCAGGGCCAAGGGGGUGCACCACCUGCUGAACGAGUAAUUCAACCCCAAAUCCCCAUUGAUUCAACCAAAAGUCACAUGUUCCAAAUCAACUUUUAUAGGAGAUACUUCGAUUUGAAUACAGAGGACUUUCUUGUCAAGAUAAAGCAGGCAUUGAAUCCGAUCAAUAAAUCGUCAUCUCCAGUGCAAAAUGAAUCCGAAGACGAAGUGACAGAGUUAUACGGGUUUUUCUGGAUCACCGGGACGUUGAUAUUCUUGAUGUUUGUGAGUAGCACCGGCUCCAACAUGUUGUCCCACUUUUUACACUCGUCCAAAGAAAAGGUCAAGUAUGAAUAUGACUUUGACUUGUUGACCCUUUCAAUUUUCUUGUUUUAUGGCUAUAACCUUUUGGUUCCCUUUGCAUUGUAUGCCGUUACAAGCUGGUUCUUGCAUUUUCCCGUGAGGCUCUCAUUGACCAAGCUCAUCUCCAUCUACGGAUACACAAACAUCUUAUGGGUGCCAAUUACCGUUGUUAACCUUUUGAUUGUUUUGUUGGUCAGUAACGAAAAGCAUCACACAAUCCUCAAUAUCCUUGAAUGGAUCAUUGUUUUAUUGAGUGGUUGUGUAACCGGUUUGAGCAACUUGAGUAAAAUCAGCCCAGUUCUCGAAAGAAACACCUUGCAGCUUUAUGACAACGAUUUAGAAAAGUCAAGGAGAUUGCAUAUAGUGCUUAUAGGGCUUCUUGCAUUUUCCCAUUUGUUGUUCACAGUUGUCUUGGAAAUUAGCUUUUUUGGAGUUUUGGUAUAGAUGAGUUAAAAUGUAUUAUAUACUAGGAAGCCAAUUUGCAGCCAAUUUGUAGAAUUCACGAAUCAAAGAAAAUAUCACAACUUUUCUUAG
This is a messenger RNA of Yamadazyma tenuis ATCC 10573, 1572 nucleotides long. RefSeq lists its product as uncharacterized. Gene Ontology annotation, cellular component: Golgi apparatus. Gene Ontology annotation, biological process: vesicle-mediated transport. Gene Ontology annotation, molecular function: small GTPase binding. Lineage: Eukaryota; Fungi; Ascomycota; Pichiomycetes; Serinales; Debaryomycetaceae. The record is from RefSeq and is a predicted model, not a curated record.